AUGCAUACCCACGGCCGGGCAAGUACUCGAAAACAGUCUUUUGGAACCGUCAUGGCCUAUAUUGGAACGCUGUUUGCGGUACUCGCGUUGCUGACUACACCUGUCUUUGCGCAGACCUUCCGGAGAACUGGUGCCUGUCCUCAGCUCGGCUGUGUCUGGCCCCCUGAUCAGACUGAUUUCAUUGCUGGUCAGACUUUCGACAUCCGUGUGGAAGUGCAAGCUCCUGUCAACGGGUCUGAGGCUUACAACAAUGGUGUCCCUGCUCCCGACUUCACCGUCAAGAUCGGUGGCAAAGGCGCUGAACUGAUUGACGUCUCCCAGUUCUUUGGCAUUGCGGAUCCAGAAGUCGAUAAACACAACUUCACUUAUUACGAAGACCUGUUUGCCGAGGAAGAGGAAGCCGUCACGCCCGUCAAUGUUCUAUCGAAAUCCUACCGGAACAUCCAGCUUCACAACCCCGGGCAGUAUGAUGUCGAGUUUUGCUACAACAAUGGUAUGAUUACCAAAGCCUCCUGGGAAGUGCUCCCUCUUGCUCAGGAGAAGAAGGCCAAGAACGUCAUCUUCUUCGUUGGUGAUGGCAUGGCCGGGUCCAUGUUGUCCGCCGCGAGGCUUUUGGGACAUAAGACGAUCAACGGCAAAUAUCAGACUAAGCUCAAGCUGGACGAGGCUCCGGGUUACGGAGCUCAGAUGACUCAUUCCAUCGAUUCCUUCAUCACCGACUCUGCCAACUCUGCUUCUGCUCUUUUCUCGGGCAAGAAAAUGACCGUCAACGGUCUCAACGCUUACACUGACUCGACCGGAAAGCCUUACGGUGACCCCAAAGUUGAAACAAUUUUUGAAAUGUUCCGAAGACAAACGGGAGGCCAAGUGGGCAUCGUUUCCAAAGCCUACAUUGCUGAUGCAACUCCCGCCGCUGUUGUUACACACACUUCCCAGAGAUCUCAAUACACUUCCAUCGUCGAACAGUAUCUCAACGGUGUUUCCGGCAAUUAUUCUUGGUAUCCUUGGGAAGGCGUGGAUCUCCUCUUCGGCGGCGGUGGUGAAAACUUCCUCCCUAGUCCAGGUAACGGCAACGUCUCCCAGUUCGAGCGAUGGGCUUCCCACGGCUACCAGGUGGGCUACAACAAGACGGCCCUCGAGGCUUUUGACAACGCCCAACGUGCUCUUGCCAUCUUCACCCAAGGCAACAUCUCUACGUGGCUUGAUCAGAACGUGUACACCGAUCUUUUGGACUUGGCUGUCACGCCUCAGGGCGAGCGCGGCGCCCACGAUCAACCCGGCCUCAAAGACAUGACUCUCAAAGCUAUUGACAUUCUUCACACCCGAUCCAAAGAGAGAGACACCGGCUUCAUGCUCAUGUCUGAAGCUGCCCUCAUCGACAAAGAAAUGCAUGUCCUCGACAUUGAUCGAGCUCUGGGUGAGGUUCUGGAGCUCGACGAUACUGUCCGAGCUGUUCUUGAGCAUCUCGAAAAGAUCGGGGAGCUUGAAGACACUUUGGUCGUCAUCACCGCUGACCAUGGUCACGGCUUCGAUGUGUUUGGUUCUGCUGAUACGAAAUACCUCAAAGCUCAGGACUCUGACCGAGCCAAGCGGAACGCGAUUGGGACCUACGGCAGUUCUGGUCUCUCGGCUUACCAAGUCCCAGAUGGCGUCCAGCCCGGCAACCAUUCCGUUUUCACUGGUCCUCAAGGCGCCGGAUUUCCUGUUACUUGGGAUCCUCGAUAUACCAUUGCACACGGAUGGACUGGUACACCCGACCACCGAGAGGAAUACGAAGUCCACACCGAGCACGAACGUCUUCCUGCUGUCAAGAACACGACCGGUUACUUUUUCAACCCCGAGGACAAUGAUCGAGGCUUUACCAUGACCGGAAAUCUGGGCGUUAGUGAAGGCCAGGGUGUGCAUUCCUUGGUGGACGUCCCUGUCUAUGCCUUUGGCCCUGGGCACGAGUAUUUCCGAGGUGUCAUGAACAGCCCCGACUUGGCGUUCAAAGUCGCCUUAGCUCUUGACUUGGGAAAGGCUUCCAAUGUCACCGCUCCGUACAAGAAGUAG
Molecule: messenger RNA, 2052 nt
Organism: Cryptococcus amylolentus CBS 6039
Lineage: Eukaryota; Fungi; Basidiomycota; Tremellomycetes; Tremellales; Cryptococcaceae
Exons: 12
Coding region: 1-2052 (683 amino acids)
Biological process (GO): dephosphorylation
Molecular function (GO): alkaline phosphatase activity
Source: RefSeq, a predicted model, not a curated record